UUGUGUUUCAUAUGGCACUCUGUGAGGAAGUCCGCUGUCGACGCACAUCCAGCUGUUUUGAAUAGUCGGUGUCUCAGGGGGCUUCAUGGUGGGGACUCUGUGCGCGAGCCCAGCGUUUCGGGCAGGAUCUGAACAGCAGGAUGUGAGUAACAGGAAGUGACAGAAAUCACCGAGUAUGCCAGAUGCUUAUUCUCGGCCACCUUUCCAAGCUCUGCGGGCUGGGGAGCUAUAUUUAGGUUGGGGAGGCUUCCAGGUUCCUGGUCCGGUCCCGGCACUGUCCUUUUGCUCCUCUUGGUCAGCGGCUGACCUCCACGGGGCUGGUUGGUUUCUCCGGCGUCAGUGGUCUGCCUUGGUGGGCCCCAGGCUCUUGUCCAUCGAUUUUAAAACUCUGGUUUUGUGUUUUGUUGGGCCAAUUCAAUUCUGAUCCAUUUUGAGCAGUUGGAAAAUGUUCUGAAAGAGAAGAGAGUGGCAGGUCAUCACUCCAUGUAGGAAGCUCAUCUUAUGUGCUGAUAACAGAAAAGAAAUGGAAGACUGGAUCGCAGCUCUGAAGACCGUCCAGAACAGGGAGCAUUUUGAGCCGACCCAGUACAGCAUGGACCACUUCUCAGGGAUGCACAAUUGGUAUGCCUGUUCCCACGCGAGGCCGACCUACUGCAACGUGUGUCGCGAGGCCCUGUCUGGGGUCACAUCCCACGGAUUGUCCUGUGAAGUGUGCAAGUUCAAGGCCCACAAGCGGUGUGCUGUGCGUGCAACCAACAACUGCAAGUGGACCACGCUGGCCUCCAUUGGGAAGGACAUCAUCGAGGACGAGGACGGGAUCGCCAUGCCUCACCAGUGGCUGGAAGGGAACCUGCCCGUGAGCGCCAAAUGCACGGUGUGUGACAAGACCUGUGGCAGUGUGCUGCGCCUGCAGGACUGGCGCUGCCUCUGGUGCAAGGUCACGGUGCAUACGGCAUGUAAGGAAUCCUUACUGAGCAAGUGCCCCCUGGGCCUGUGUAAGGUGUCAGUCAUUCCUCCCACGGCUCUCAACAGCAUCGAUUCCGACGGUUUCUGGAAGGCCACAUGUCCUCCAUCCUGCACAAGCCCCUUGUUGGUCUUUGUCAAUUCAAAGAGCGGGGACAACCAGGGCGUGAAGUUCCUCAGAAGAUUCAAACAGCUGCUGAACCCAGCCCAGGUCUUCGACCUCAUGAACGGAGGACCACACCUCGGCUUACGCCUGUUCCAGAAGUUUGACACAUUCCGAAUUCUGGUCUGCGGUGGGGAUGGCAGUGUUGGCUGGGUCCUCUCUGAAAUCGACAGCCUCAAUCUUCACAAACAGUGUCAGCUGGGCGUGCUGCCCCUCGGCACAGGGAACGACCUGGCUCGCGUGUUAGGCUGGGGCUCAGCCUGUGACGACGACACGCAGCUCCCGCAGAUCCUGGAGAAGCUGGAAAGAGCUAGCACCAAGAUGCUGGACCGGUGGAGCGUCAUGGCCUACGAGACCAAACUCCCCCGGCAGGCGUCCUCCUCCACCGUCGUCACCGAGGACUUCAGCGAGGGUUCCGAGGUACAGCAAAUUCUCUUCUAUGAAGACUCGGUUGCAGCUCAUCUUUCUAAAAUCCUGACCUCCGACCAGCACUCGGUGGUGAUCUCAUCGGCAAAAGUGCUCUGCGAGACAGUGAAGGACUUCGUGGCUCGAGUGGGGAAGGCCUACGAGGGGACGACGGAGAGCUCAGAGGAGUCGGAGGUCAUGGCCAAGAAGUGCUCCGUCCUGAAAGAGAAGCUGGACUCUCUCCUCAAGACCUUGGGUGACGAGUCCCAGGCCUCGUCCUCUCUGCCCACCCCACCGCCCACCAUCGCCGAGGAGACGGAAGAUGGAGACGGGGCAGGCAGCGGCUGUGGCUCCACCGUGGACCGCCCGGUGGGGUCGGCGUGCCCAGCCCGGCCGCAGAUAUUCCGGCCUCGGGAACAACUCAUGCUGAGAGCCAAUAGCCUGAAGAAGGCGAUUCGUCAGAUCAUAGAACACACAGAAAAAGCUGUCGAUGAGCAGAAUGCCCAGACCCAGGAACAGGAGAGGAUUGUCUUAGGCCUCUCUGAGUCGGAGGAGAAAAAAGACCUGAAGUCGGAUGACAGAGCGUGCCAUGGCGACAGCUGUGGGGUUACCAAGUGCAGGAGCCUCCGCAAAGUGUCCAAAUCCCCAUGCGAGAAGCUGAUAAGCAAAGGAAGUUUGUCACUGGGCAGCUCUGCCUCUCUUCCUCCCCAGCCAGGAAGCCGGGACAGCCUGCCGGCACUGAACACAAAGAUCCUGUUCCCGAAUGUUCGGGCUGGAAUGUCCGGCUCCUUGCCUGGGGGUUCAGUCAUCAGCCGCUUGCUCAUUAAUGCCGAUCCCUUUAACUCCGAACCAGAAAACCUCGAGUACUACACAGAGAAGUGUGUCAUGAACAACUACUUUGGCAUCGGCCUGGAUGCGAAGAUAUCUCUGGACUUCAACAACAAGCGUGAUGAGCACCCGGAGAAGUGCAGGAGUCGAACCAAGAACAUGAUGUGGUAUGGGGUUCUCGGGACCAAAGAGCUGCUGCACAGAACCUACAAGAACCUGGAGCAAAAGGUGCUGCUGGAGUGUGACGGGCGGCCCAUCCCACUCCCCAGCCUUCAGGGAAUUGCUGUCCUCAACAUUCCCAGCUAUGCCGGAGGGACCAACUUCUGGGGGGGCACCAAGGAAGAUGAUACCUUUGCAGCUCCGUCGUUCGAUGAUAAGAUCUUGGAGGUGGUCGCUGUGUUUGGCAGUAUGCAGAUGGCUGUCUCUCGGGUCAUUAAGCUGCAGCAUCACCGGAUUGCCCAGUGUCGGACAGUGAAGAUUGCCAUCCUGGGGGACGAGGGCGUGCCUGUGCAGGUGGACGGAGAGGCCUGGGUGCAGCCUCCAGGCUGCAUUCGGAUCAUCCACAAGAACCGGGCACAGAUGCUCACCAGAGACCGGGCAUUUGAGAACACCCUGAAGUCCUGGGAGGACAAGCAGAAGUGCGAGCUGCCCCGCCCGCCGUCCUUCUCUCUGCACCCGGAGAUCCUGUCCGAGGAGGAGGCCACCCAGAUGGACCAGUUUGGGCAGGCGGCGGGGGCCCUCAUCCACAGCAUCCGGGAGAUUGCUGAGUGCCACCGAGACAUGGAGCAGGAGCUCGCGCACGCCGUCAACGCCAGCGCCAAGUCCAUGGACCGAGUGUACAGCAGGCCCAGAGCCACGGAGGGGCUGAACUGCAGCUUUGUCCAGGAAAUGGUGAACAACAUCAAGGCGCUGCGCAGCGAGACGGAGCUGCUGCUGGCCGGGAGGAUGGCCCUGCAGUUGGACCCUCCGCAGAAGGAGCGGCUUGGGGCUGCCCUCGCCGAGAUGGACCAACAGCUCAGGAAGCUGGCGGACACCCCCUGGCUGUGCCAGCCCAUGGAGCCCAGCGAUGAAGAGAACGUGAUGCUGGAUCUUUCCAAACGCAGCCGCAGCGGGAAAUUCCGCCUGGUGACCAAGUUUAAGAAGGAAAAAAACAACAAGAACAGAGAAGCGCACAGCAGCCUGGGAGCCCCGGUUCACCUCUGGGGGACAGAGGAGGUUGCUGCCUGGCUGGAGCACCUCAGUCUCUGUGAGUAUAAGGACAUCUUCACACGGCACGACAUCCGGGGCUCCGAGCUCCUGCACCUGGAGCGGAGGGACCUCAAGGACCUCGGCGUGACCAAGGUGGGUCACAUGAAGAGGAUCCUGUGUGGCAUCAAGGAGCUGAGCCGGAGCCCCCCUGCCGCCGAGGCCUAGCGUCCGCCCUCUCGGCCUGUGUCCUCCGCUCCUGCGACUGAGGCCGGGGGGCGCGGAGCGGCCUGGGCCCCUUCUCAUGGUGCUACCCCCUCUGCUCGCGGCAGGAAGCCUCUCAGACCCCGUCCGGGCCAGCUCGCGGGCUUGCACACACCAACACAGCUACCUUCGGACACGCACCUUUUCCAACCUGGCGGCGUGUGGGCCGAAUGGUGCCACCACCUCUCAGCUCUCGCUGACCCGUGUCCUGGGCACUGGGCAUCACAGCAGAGCGGCCUGUCUGGGCCGCAUGCGAUAGUCCUGUGGGCUCCCGUCCACGUGGGGCCGUCUCCCGGGCGUUCAAACGCGACUCAGCUGGCUCUCAGGAGCCAGUGGUGUCCCACUCGGGAAAGUUCGGUGUCCGCCAGCCGCUCUGUGGUUCUUCACAGCAGCCCGAGGCCUCCCACUGCUGAUGUCCUGUUUAUCAACAAGGUCUUCCACGAAGGUCACGCCUUUCCUGGUUUGAAAGAGGCACGGGAGCGUUUCCAGUCCUGUUCCUUUUAAUGCGACAUGAAGAGAAAGGGAAGCUCGCUCCUCAGGACUGUGACUAGGCCGUCAGGGUCUCAAGAUGACAGCGCCGUCCCCUCCCGCCCCCCCAGUGCCUCAGGUCCCUCCUGAGCUGUGUGCAUGGGGACACAGUCCCGUCUGUCCCAGGGCGCCACAGCCUCUGCAGUGCUGUCUAGGGUCGGAAUGCCCGACGGCCGGCGGCCUCCCCGGGCCGCACAGGCUGCUGGCACUAGCUCAGUAUUUCUGUGGGAGAGGAGGCUGCCACCCCGCAGAGCGGCCCUGAGUGGGCAGUCAGGCUGUCCUGAGAACCUCUGAACCUGCAGAUGGCUUGUCGUGUCACACUACCAGGCCCCACGUCCCUGGAGGUGUCAGUGGCCCCGUCACCCCUGCCCCCAGCCCUCACUGCCCUGGACUCUGCCCCCUUCUCCCCUUCAGAGUUGGCCAGACCUCAUAGGGUUCUUGUUCACCCUGGAAAGGGGGAAUCUGUGACCUGCACCCCAGCCGCUGGGUGUGUGGGGGCCCCACACCCCGAAGGGGAGGGCUGAGCAUCAGUGCCUGUGGCUGGGUUGCCGAGCGUGUGAGGGGUUGAGCAGGAGGGCACAGGCGCCGUGCGGAGUCGCCGCAGGAGGCCUCUUGGGGACCCACAGCCGGACAGCAUUUACUUGCCACUUGUUUGCAGACCCCCUACCGGCUCCCGGCCAGGCCUCCCACUGGUGGUCCCGGGUGCUGGGCACAAGCUGAGGCCCUGCCCCUGCCCCUGCCCCAGGGUUCCAUGACCCACUCCAGUGCCCACGUGUGACAUGGUGGUGACACGGUGGUGUUGGGGUGUGUGGUAGAGAAGUCCCAUGUUCUGCUCAUGCCCUCAGCAACCCUGUUGGCGGUAAGACCGGCCGCUGUGUGUCACCCCUCCCUGUGAAGGUGGAGCGAGAAUGAAGGACCAGCAGUCACUCAAUGUCACAUUCGAGAUCAUGGGGACCCGUGCCCGUCGUUUCAGAGCGGGCUGCCCUGUUGGCUUGAGGCGGGGGCACCUGGGGUCCCAGACAGGACAGGCUAGAACUGGGGUGAGGGGGUGGGGGGCGCACCCCAUGCCCUCAGCGCCCUCCCCUUGGGAAACCUUAGGUUUGGGUCAAGUGUGGUGUUUAAAAUUAAUAUGUUGUCAGUGAUUAAAGCAGCACUGUUUACGUAAAAGCCAUUUUUCUAAUUCCAGUAAGUUAGGAGUGAAACGAGUAAACAUGAGUGUCGCAUGAAACUGUCGAUGAAGGGCCAGGUCCCUGUCUGUUGUGAAUCUUUGUUGUUGCACGUGGGGUGCUCCUCUGCCCGCCCCAGGACCCCUGUUGUGUGACGGGCUGUUCCCCCAGAUCCCGCGGGUCUUGCGGUCCUGUCGCUGUGCAGGGAGGAAGGGGGGGGCCCUGGAGUCUUGGAGAAAGGUUUUGUGUCCUCGGGUGGGGCUUACCCUCAUAUUUAUGAUCUUAAUUUAUACGGUGCCCACCGUGGAAGCAGAUGCCUCCUGUAUCGCCGUGUACAUAGUCCACCUCUGAGGUUGUAAAUAAGUUGUUCUGUGUAUAAAUAAAACAAGCCUGUUUUUGAUCUUC
Messenger RNA from Hipposideros armiger (great roundleaf bat), 5907 nucleotides. RefSeq names its product diacylglycerol kinase delta (gene DGKD). Gene Ontology annotation, molecular function: protein heterodimerization activity; ATP-dependent diacylglycerol kinase activity; protein homodimerization activity. The transcript is spliced from 28 exons. Gene Ontology annotation, biological process: phospholipase C-activating G protein-coupled receptor signaling pathway. Gene Ontology annotation, cellular component: plasma membrane. NCBI's taxonomy places the organism in Eukaryota, Metazoa, Chordata, Mammalia, Chiroptera, Hipposideridae. The record is from RefSeq and is a predicted model, not a curated record. Bases 524 to 3772 code for a protein of 1082 amino acids.